CAUCGUAUUCACUGUAAUCGAGAGAGAGAGAGAGAGAGUGUGUUCGCAUAUUCAUCUUCAAUUCAUCGCAAACAUACACCAUCAGUUCGUGAAACUCAAAGAGGCAACAAUGGCUUCCCACGAACAAACCUACCGAGCUGGUGAAACCAAGGGCCGAGCUGAGGAGAAGACUGGUCAAACUAUUGAAAGCAUGAAGGACAAGGCCCAAACAGCGAAGGACAAGGCUUCGGGCAUGGCGCAGCAGACGACGGGCAGCGCCGGCGAGAAGACUCAGUCGGCGAAGGACAAGGCUUCCGACACGGCCCAGAGUGUGAAAGAGAAGGCUUCCGGCACGGCCCAGAGUGCAAAAGAAAAGGCUUCGGGGACGGCGCAGAGUGCGAAAGAGAAGGCUAUGGGGGCGGCGCAGGUGACGAGGGAGAAGGCGGCGGAGAUGACAGAGGCGGCGAAGGAGACUGCGCAAGCGGGGAAAGAGAAGACCGGUGGGUUUCUGCAGCAGACGGGGGAGCAAGUGAAGAGCAUGGCCCAAGGGGCAACUGAUGCAGUGAAGCAUGCGUUUGGAAUGGCUGAGACUGAUGAAGAUAACCCCAACACUACCAAUACCAAUACCAAUACCAGGAAAAUUUAACUCUUCUCUAGCUGUGUUGUUUUACUUUAGUUUGAGCAGGGAAGAGGAUCCUUUACUGUAAUAUGGAAUAAGAAGAAGAAGAAGAAGAAGAUGAUGCACCUUUCUUUUAAAGAUCGACAUGUCAAAGUCUAUUUUGAGGGUGAAAUAAAAUGUUCAAAAAAAAAAAAUCUUUGGAGCUUAUCUUACCCUUA
Molecule: messenger RNA, 816 nt
Organism: Ipomoea nil (Japanese morning glory)
Lineage: Eukaryota; Viridiplantae; Streptophyta; Magnoliopsida; Solanales; Convolvulaceae
Product: late embryogenesis abundant protein 2-like
Exons: 2
Coding region: 110-625 (171 amino acids)
Source: RefSeq, a predicted model, not a curated record